CCGGACCCUGGGCGGGACCUCUCGGCUGACGGCGUGCGUGCACUGCGCUUGCGCGGGUUGAGGGCGUUGGCUCAGGCUCCUGGAAAAGACCGUCCGCCCCUCCGCGCUGGCGGUGUGGACGCGGAACUCAGCGGAGAAACGCGGCUGAGAAAUGGAGAAGAAAAUGAAAUAAUGUAGCAGUUAUGAGGCAGAGCCUAAGAGAACUAUGGCAACGUCAGGUGACUGUCCCAGAAGUGAAUCGCAGGAAGAAGAGCCUGCUGAGUACAGUGAGGCCGGUCUCCUGCAGGAGGGAGUACAGCCAGAGGAGUUCGUGGCCAUCGCAGACUAUGCUGCCACUGAUGAGACCCAGCUCAGUUUUUUGAGAGGAGAAAAAAUUCUUAUCCUGAGACAAACCACUGCAGAUUGGUGGUGGGGCGAGCGUGCGGGCUACUGUGGGUACAUUCCAGCAAACCAUGUGGGGAAGCAGAUGGAUGAGUACGACCCAGAAGACACGUGGCAGGAUGAAGAGUACUUCGGCAGCUAUGGAACUCUGAAACUCCACUUGGAAAUGUUGGCAGACCAGCCACGAACAACUAAAUACCACAGUGUCAUCCUGCAGAAUAAGGAAUCCCUAACGGAUAAAGUCAUCCUGGACGUGGGCUGUGGGACUGGGAUCAUCAGUCUCUUCUGUGCACACUAUGCGCGGCCUAAAGCGGUGUAUGCGGUGGAGGCCAGUGAGAUGGCACAGCACACGGGGCAGCUGGUCCUGCAGAAUGGCUUUGCCGACAUCAUCACCGUGUUCCAACAGAAGGUGGAGGACGUGGUGCUGCCCGAGAAGGUGGACGUGCUGGUGUCCGAGUGGAUGGGGACCUGCCUGCUGUUGUUACAGGAUCUUGCUUGUUCUCCUGAGGACACACUCAGCAGUCUCCCACUAGCCAGUGGCACUGCAGGUGCAGAGGCUGCCUCCUGGAUUUCAGGACGCUUCGCAGGGUCACUGAGGGUCUCCGUUACACAUUUGGUAGAAUUCAAAGACUGCCAGACUCAGUCUUACUGUUGUUAGUGUAUUAGUGCUGUCAUAUGUGAUGAGGACAUACUAUAUUCCGUUAUUCUGUUUAGCUCAAGGAAGAAUAAAGAAUUUGGACCAAAAUUCCAACCACAUUAUGACCAAUUUUCUAAGCAAAAGAAACGAAGUAACUGCUGAGGUUACAAAGAUGUAAUAAUUCUCUUCACACAGCCUUGUACUGUUUUAUGGACUGUAUUAUCACAAAUGCUGAGCUUAACAAAAAUCUUUAUAAGUCAGCUCAUGAAAACAGGCACGUGGCCAAUAAGAAUUUAAUUUCACACCAAUAAAACUUUAGACUUUGGAUUUAUUUAGGGCUGUUUGCACAUAUUUAUAGAAUGUGUAGUUUACUCUAGGUGAUGGGACAGCUCCCCAUCAGUAAGACCCUGGCCGAAAUGUAUUUGCCUUAUUUACACAACAAGAGGAUGAGAGUAAACACGGGCACUUUCCGCUUGUGGCACUGAAGGACGAUCUACACAGGGCAGCCUGCAGAGGCCACAACCAAGGCCACCUGGCUUCCCAGUGGGACAGGCCCAAGGGAGGACUUCUGGCCCCUUUACUUGUCGUUCAUGUUUUAUGCCUUGAUGUUUCUUUUUGGUUGCAUUCCUGGAGCUCAUGUAGAUCAUUUUACUUUUCAGAGGUGUUAGUUCUGGUGCCUACACACACACACAAAACCAUCAACUCUUCUGGAUUCCUUGGUUUUAAAGCUUGCCUUAUGCAAAGUACAGAGAUACCUUUUUCAGGAAACAUUGCCACCACAUGCUUGAAGGACCACUUAUGGCUGCACCUACAUCUCCAACCAAGGUCUCUUCACCGCCUUCUACAACAACGCACUUUGUCUGCACUGAGACAAAAAAUGACAGCCUUUUUUCUUUUCUUGAUUUUUUUUUUUUUUGGCCUUGAGCAUUUCCGAAUUUUCACGUCAUAAAAAAUGCAGCAUAGUUAAUUGGCAGCUUGCACUUCUGAGGGCACAUUCACCUCAGGGGAGGAGGAAGGAGGAGGAGCUGGUGUGUGCUGAGACUGCAGAGUGUCCUCCUUCCCAGCAGCUGGACCCAGAGACCAGGCACCAAAAUUUUUUUGAUGGAAUUAUCCUAAGGAAAUAAUCAAAUUUGUACAGAAAUUUAUGUUAAAAAAUGUUUAUGGCAGCACGAUUUACAAUGGGGAGACAAUUGGAAACAAUAGAAUUGUAGUAAUACAUAUGAUCAUUAAAAAUUAUGUUUUAGAAAGAUUUUUAACGAACUUUGGAAAAAGUUGGUGACAUGUUGCUGGUUUUUAAAAAAGCACAAAGAGUAUGUACAGUAUGAUUCCAAUUUUGUGUUUAAAAAUUAGACAUAGUGGUAACCUAGCUUCAAUUCCAGGUAAGAUGGAGAAGGCACACUCCUGUCAUCUCUCCCACUGAAUGCAGCUAUAAAUCCUGGAGACAGACAGGGAGAAACUAUUUGAGGACUCUGGAACAAAGACAUAGUAGCAGUUGAUUGGUGAAGAAGACAAGAAUUUGAAGUACAGUCAAAUAUUUGUGGGCUCCAUAUCUGCAGAUACAACCUACAUGUAUUGAAAACAUCUGAAAAUAAAAAUAACAACACAACAAUAAACAUAUCAACAAUACAAAUAACAAACCAACACAGUAACUAACAGCUAGUUACAUAACAUUGACAUUGUAUUAGGUGGAAGUAAUCUAGAGAUGAUUCAAAGUCUGUCGGAGGAUGUGUGUAGCCUGCAUGUAAAAACCACAUUAUUUUAUAUGGGGGACUUGAGCAUCCAAGGAUUUAAGUAUCCAUGGGGAUCCUGGAACAAGUCCCCCAUAGACACCAAGGAACAACUGUAUUCCUGAAAUACUCUUGAGUUAUCAUUUUCCCUCUUCUCCCUCUAUGUACAUACAUAGAGUGUAUGUACAUAGAGUGAGAAGCAAAGAAGGGCCAUGAAACGGACCAGUUCUUUUGAAAACUGCAUAUUACCACAGUUCAUCUAACAUGAAAUAGAUAACCUGAAUGGUCCAAUAACUAGUAAAGAUACUUAAUUAAUAGUUUAAAAGCCUUCUGAAUGGUAAAUCUCUAGCCUAAAUGAUUUCACUAGUGAAUUCUGUCAACACAUUUAAUGAAGAAAAAACUCCAAUUCUAAAUAACUUCUUUCGGAAAAGAAGAGGGAACGCUUCCUCACUCAUUAUAUGAGGUAAGCAUUGCCCUAAUAUCAAAACCAAGGUUAACACAAAAUGUGAAACCUACAGACCAAUAACUGCUUCAUCAACAUAAAUGUAAAAAUCCUUAAGAAAACAUUAGCAAAUUUAAACCAGCAAGAUAUAAAAGGAAUAAUAAUACACCAUAACAAAAAAGGAAACUAUCCUUGGAAUGCAAGGCUGGUUCAAUAUUUGAAAAUCAAUCAGUGUAAUCUACCAUAUUAACAGUCUGAAAAAGAAAAAUCAUGACUAUAUCAAUACAGAAAAAAAUUGACCAAAUUCAACAUCAGUUCAUGAUAAAAUGCUCAGCAAACUAGAAAUGGAAGGAAAUUUAACAUGACAUAGGACAUCUACAAAAAAACCUACAGAAAAUCCUAAGGAAUCUAUGAGAAAAUUUCCUAAAACUAGUAAGGUAGUUUAGCAAGGUCAUGAUGCAGAAGUCAUUUAUAUAUCUUUGCAGUGUACAAUUAGAAAUUAAAGAAUAUUAUUUACAGUAGCUUCAAAAAUAUGAAAGGCUUAGAAAUAUAACAAAACAUGAUCUGGAUGCCAAAAAAGAUGAGAUGAUAAUGAAAGAAAUCUCAGAAAACCUAAAUAAAUGGAGAGAUAAGGCUCAACCUAGUAACGAUGUAUGUUGUUCUUAAAUUGAUCUGUAGACUUAAUAAAAUUCCAAUUAGAAUCCAAGCAGGAUUUGUUCUUAUAGAUAAGCUCAUUAUGAAAUGUAUGUGGAAUGUAAAGGAACUAGUGCUAUGGUUUGUCCCCACCAAAUCUUAUGCUGAAAUUUGAUCCUCAGUGUGGUGGUGUUGGGAGGUGGGGCCUAGUGGGAAGUGUUUGGGUCAUGGGUGUGGAUCCCUCAUGAAUAGAUGAAUGCCCUAAAUAAGUGAGUUCUCGCGCUCUCAGGUCCCAACAAGAGCUGGUUGUGAAAAAGAGCCUGGCACCCCCACUUGCCUCUGCUCUCACCCUGUGGUCUCUGCAUGUGCCAGCUCCCCUUUGCCUUCCUUCCACUGUGAGGGGAAGCAGCCUGAAGCCCUCACUAGAUGCCCAAUCCUGAACUUUCCCAAAGAGCAGAACCAUGAGCCAAAUAAACCUCAUUUCUUUAUAAAUUACCCAGCCUCAAAUAUUCCUUUUUGGCAACACAAAAAUGGACUAAGAGAACUAGAGUAGCUGAUACAAUUUUCAAAAAGAAGAGUAAAGUUGGAGGAACUACACUACUUGAUUUUAAAGCUACAGUAUUCAGGACAGUGUGGUAUUGGUGAAGGGACAGACAUGUCAGUCAAUGGAAUGGAGAAGAAAAAUAGAUUGCUACAAAUACGGUCAAUUGAUUUUUUAACAAAGGGACAAAAAUCAAUUUAAUAGAGAAAAAGUCUUUUCAGCAAAUGUUACUGGAAUAGUUGUCAUCCAUAUGUAAAAAACAACACCUCAACCUCACACCCUAUCCAUAGCUGAACUUAAAAUUGAUCAUAGAUCUAAGUGUGUAACAUAUAAAACUAUAAAGCUUCUUGAAAAAAUCAUAGAAAAUCUUCAUCACCUGGACUUGGGCAAAGAGUUUUUAGAUGCAACUCUAAAAGCAUGAUCCAUAAUAGAAAAUGUUGAUAAAUUGAAUUUCAUCAAAACUAAAAACGACCGCUCUACAAAGGGAUGAUACUAAGAGAAUAAAAAAGACAAGCUAAGAUUAGGAGAAAAUAUUGCAAAGAAUAUAUCCAGUGUAUGUUCUGAAUAUACAGAGAAAUCUCAAAACUCAACAGGAAGAAAACAAGCCAAUUGAAAAUGGGCAAAAGAACAGACGCUUUGCCAAAGUG
Molecule: messenger RNA, 5008 nt
Organism: Chlorocebus sabaeus (green monkey)
Lineage: Eukaryota; Metazoa; Chordata; Mammalia; Primates; Cercopithecidae
Gene: PRMT2
Product: protein arginine methyltransferase 2
Biological process (GO): peptidyl-arginine methylation, to asymmetrical-dimethyl arginine; chromatin remodeling
Cellular component (GO): nucleus
Molecular function (GO): protein binding; protein-arginine N-methyltransferase activity; histone methyltransferase activity
Source: RefSeq, a predicted model, not a curated record